AUGACAAACGAAGAAUGUGAAACAAUUCGAGAACCGAUGGAUUCGUUAUUUUCACGUGGACGACUUCAGAGUAAUAGCAAUGAACCAUGGUGGCAAAAGAAUUUUUUCAUUACUCGACCAUUAUUGUUUGGUACUUGGGAUGGUGUUUUUACAACUGUUUUGGUUAAUAUUUUUGGUGUUAUUGUAUUCCUUCGUAUGGGUUGGAUUGUGGGAAUAGGUGGCAUUGUAAAUGCUGUUAUUUUAUUAAUUAUUUGUACAUCACUUGCAUUAAUAUCCGUCUUUUCCGCCAUUGGUAUUUAUGAAAGAUGUCAAAUUCAAAGUGGUGGCAUUUAUUUUCUUGUAUCACAUAUACUUGGUGGACAAAUUGGUGGCGCUAUUGGCUUAAUGUAUACUUUUGGACAGCUUUAUGAUGAUGUUCUCAUUGGUUUUGGUGAAAGUGCCGCACGUUUUCUUGGAAUUGAAAAUUCAUUUAUUCAUAAAAUCAUCGCUAUUGCUGGUUUACUUGCUUUAACAGGAACUAAUAUGAUUGGUGUACGUUGGAUUAUUCGAUUACAAUUGAUAUUAUUGAUAUUUUUGAUGGUUGCUCUUAUUGAUUUCUAUUUAGGAGCAUUAUUUAAAGUUGAUAUAGGUUAG
Molecule: messenger RNA, 633 nt
Organism: Loa loa (African eye worm)
Lineage: Eukaryota; Metazoa; Nematoda; Chromadorea; Rhabditida; Onchocercidae
Exons: 6
Coding region: 1-633 (210 amino acids)
Biological process (GO): potassium ion homeostasis; cell volume homeostasis; chloride transmembrane transport
Cellular component (GO): membrane
Molecular function (GO): potassium:chloride symporter activity
Source: RefSeq, a predicted model, not a curated record